Molecule: messenger RNA, 3948 nt
Organism: Pelodiscus sinensis (Chinese soft-shelled turtle)
Lineage: Eukaryota; Metazoa; Chordata; Testudines; Trionychidae
Source: RefSeq, a predicted model, not a curated record
AUGAGUAUUCGGGGCAUGAUACUGGCACCAAUAAAAGCAACAUGUGAAGGCAUACUAUGCAAGACUGGAUUUCCCGAAGACGUUUACAAUGCGGUCAUAUCGAGGAGUUUAGAUGAAGGACAGCCUCUUCUCAAUGGAGUAGGAGGGGAGAUGGAAUCAGCUGACGCAAUCCUGACUUGGCCCCUGUCCAGUCACGGCUGUCUGGCUGCAGCGGCCCCAUCCUGGCCAGUGGGGUUUAGAAGCUGUGAUGAAAAGAGAAAAAUACAGUUUGAAAGCAGCGCACCAGCAGACUUUAGAGUACAUGACGAUGGUGUGGUAUAUGCAGCAAGAAGCUUUCAGCUUUCUGUGGAGCCCACAGAAUUCGUCGUCUACGCUCAAGACAAGGAAACCCAGCAACAGUGGCAAGUGGUAGUGAAGCUCAGCUCUGAGCCAGCAUUUACAGAGCAUUCAGUGAAGGAUCAGAAGAAAAUUGAAGAAAUAGUAUUUCCACGGCAACAACAUAAGCACAGCAGUCAUCUGCAGAGACAGAAGAGAGACUGGGUCAUCCCUCCAAUCAAUUUACCAGAAAACUCCAGAGGGCCUUUUCCUCAGGAAUUAGUUAGGAUUAGGUCUGAUCGCGAUAAAAGUCUUUCGCUGAGGUACAGUGUUACUGGACCAGGAGCUGACCAACCUCCAACUGGAAUCUUCAUCAUCAAUCCAAUCUCAGGUCAACUGUCAGUGACGAAACCUUUAGAUCGGGAGCAGAUAGCUUCAUUUCAUCUGAGAGCACAUGCAGUGGAUGUAAAUGGAAACCAGGUGGAGAAUCCUAUUGAUAUUGUCAUUAAUGUUAUUGAUAUGAAUGACAAUAGGCCUGAGUUCUUACACCAGGUCUGGAAUGGGACAGUCCCUGAAGGAUCAAAGCCAGGAACCUACGUAAUGACUGUCACUGCUAUUGAUGCUGAUGAUCCCAAUGCACUGAAUGGGAUGCUGAGAUAUAGAAUCUUGUCGCAGGCCCCAAGCACCCCCUCACCGAAUAUGUUUACAAUCAACAAUGAGACUGGUGACAUUAUCACAGUAGCAGCUGGACUUGAUAGAGAGAAAGUACAGCAGUAUACAUUAAUAAUUCAAGCUACGGACAUGGAAGGAAACCCAACAUAUGGUCUUUCAAACACAGCAACUGCUGUCAUCACAGUGACAGAUGUCAAUGACAAUCCUCCAGAGUUCACUGCUAUGACUUUUUAUGGCGAGGUACCUGAAAAUAGAGUGGAUGUCAUAGUAACUAAUCUAACCAUAACUGAUAAGGAUCAGCCACACACUCCCGCCUGGAAUGCAAUGUACCGAAUGACUGGUGGAGAUCCUACAGGUCGAUUUACUAUUCUGACUGAUCCAAAUAGUAAUGAUGGGUUGGUAACUGUUGUGAAGCCAAUUGACUUUGAGACCAAUCGGAUGUUUGUGCUUACUGUAGCUGCGGAAAAUCAAGUGCCUUUGGCCAAAGGAAUUCAGCAUCCUCCUCAGUCAACAGCAACUGUGUCCAUUACUAUCAUUGAUGUGAAUGAGAGUCCAUAUUUUGUUCCAAACCCUAAGCUUAUCCGGCAAGAGGAAGGCCUUCUUGCCGGUAACGUGUUAACUACUUUCACCGCUCAAGACCCAGAUCGUUUCAUGCAGCAAACUGCUUUAAGGUAUUCAAAGCUUUCAGAUCCUGCAAACUGGCUAAAAAUUGACCCAAUUAGUGGACAGAUAACUACAAUUGCAGUAUUGGACAGAGAAUCACAGUAUGUGGAAAACAACAUGUAUAAUGCUACUUUCCUUGCAUCUGACAAUGGAAUUCCUCCUAUGAGUGGAACUGGCACUCUUCAGAUAUAUUUGCUUGACAUUAAUGAUAACGCACCCCAAGUGCAUCCUCAAGAGGCUACCACCUGUGAAACGCUACAGCCCAAUGCAACUAACAUCACAGCAACAGACCGUGAUAUUGAUCCAAAUGCAGGACCAUUUGCCUUCGAACUUCCAGAAACUCCUCCUAGUAUUAAGAGGAAUUGGACCAUCAUUCGUAUUAGCGGUGAUCAUGCCCAACUUUCGUUAAGAAUCAGAUUCCUUGAGGCUGGUAUCUAUGAUGUUCCUAUAAUAAUCACAGAUUCUGGAAAUCCUCCCAAGUCCAGCACAUCUAUUCUGAAGGUGAAGGUUUGCCAGUGUGACAUAAAUGGAGACUGUACCGAUGUAGAUCGAAUUGUUGGUGCAGGACUGGGCACAGGUGCCAUCAUUGCAAUCCUGCUCUGUAUCAUCAUCUUACUCAUUCUAGUUUUGAUGUUCGUGGUAUGGAUGAAACGCCGUGAUAAGGAACGUCAGGCCAAACAGCUGUUAAUCGAUCCAGAAGAUGACGUAAGGGACAAUAUUCUGAAAUAUGAUGAAGAAGGUGGUGGAGAAGAAGACCAGGACUAUGAUUUAAGCCAGCUUCAGCAACCCGAUACCAUAGAACCAGAUGCCAUUAAACCUGUGGGGAUCAGACGGCUUGAUGAAAGACCAAUCCAUGCAGAACCUCAGUACCCAGUCAGAUCAGCUGCUCCUCAUCCUGGGGAUAUUGGGGACUUCAUUAAUGAGGGACUUAAAGCAGCUGACAAUGACCCUACGGCCCCACCAUAUGACUCCCUCCUAGUCUUUGACUAUGAAGGCAGUGGCUCUACUGCUGGAUCUUUGAGCUCUCUUAACUCCUCAAGUAGUGGUGGUGAGCAAGACUAUGACUACCUAAAUGACUGGGGCCCACGUUUCAAGAAACUUGCUGAUAUGUAUGGUGGAGGUGAUGACUGAACUUCAAAGUGAACUUUGUUUUUUGGACAAGUACAAACAUUUCAACUGAUAUUCCCAAAAAGCAUACAGAAGCUAGGCUUUAACUUUGUAGUCUACUAGCACAAGUGCUUGCUGAAGGCUUUGGCAUAGGCUGCAAACCAAUUUGGGCUCAGUGGGAAUAUCAGUAAUCCAAUGCUGUUUGGAAAAAAAAAUAUUGAGCUCAGUUACACUUGAAUUUUACAGUACAGAAGCACUGGGAUUUUAUGUGCCUUUUUGUACCUUUUACAGAUCGGAAUUAGUUUUAUGUUUAAGGCUUUAAUGGUACUGAUUUCUGAAAUGAUGCAUUAAAGAGACAAACUAUGUCGGGGCAGGGAGGAGUUAAGUUAAAUCACAGUAUGCUUCAACAUGCUUUUGUUACAUUGCAUUGCUUUUAUUAAUAAGGAAAUUUAAAAAAACAAACAAAAAAACCCUCAUGGAGCCAUUUUAUUAUCUGGGGGAGAAGACCAUGAGAUUGAAAAAUGUACAUUACUUCUAGUUUUAGAUGUUAGAGUUUUUUUCACUAAAAUUCUAAAACUUAUGCAGCUGGUUGCAAAUAAAGGGAGUUUUCAUAUCACCAGUUUGUAGCAGAAUUGAUUUUUUUUCUUAUGGUAGAAUGUUAGGCACAUUUUGGUCUUAAUCCAUGUACACUUUUUUUUUUAAAUUCUGGUACUGUUUUUUCCCACUUCACUGUAAAAAAUGGUAUGUGUACAUAAUGUUUUAUUGGCAUAGUCUAUUGGGAAGUACAGAAACUUCAGAACAUGUGUAUGUAUUAUUUGGACUAUGGAUUCAGGUUUUUGCAUGUUUAUAUCUUUCGUUAUGGAUAAAGUAUUUACAAAACAGGUUGCAAACAAGUGGCAUUGAUUCAAUUGUUGAACUGUAGCUAGAGUACUCAAUUUUAUUUUUUAUUUUUUAUUUUAAAUUUUGGUUUGGGGAGGGGAGAAAAGUUCUUAGCACAAACGUUUUACAUAAUUUGUACCAAAAAGAAGACAGGGGUGGCCUGAUGCUGAUGGUACUAGGAACAGUAUGUUGGGAAAAGGAGCUUUUGAACUGGAGAGACUUCUGACAACAGCUUUGCCUCUGUAUUGUGUACCAGAAUAUAAAUGAUACACCUCUGACCCCAAUGUUCUGAAUAAAAUGCUAAUUUUGGAU